CUGACAUACAUCGAAAGAAAAUAGUAAUUAAGUUUAACCAAUUUUUUUUUUUUUUUUUUAAAUCCUCUCAAAAUAUUCUUAUAUUGUACAGAAUAAAAAGUGAGUAAUUCAUAAAAAAAAAAUUGCAUAUUUAUUUAUAAUCAUAGUAAAAUAGAUUGAGAAAAUGGAAGUGGAUUCAGAAAAUAUUCAAAAAAAGACUAAACAUUUUGGCAGAAAUUUGAGAAAAAGACGAAACGUUUUUAUUAGCAAAAAAACUGUGAAACAUAGAACGCGAAGAAGUAAAAUAUUACAAAUCAGAAAAUCAGUUCGAAGGCACAAAUCACUAGAAGCACUUGAUAAACACAACUUAUCAGAAAAUGCACAGAAUUCAUUGAUGUCAUUAUCAUCGGCCACUAGUAUAGGCAGUGUAAUUUACUUAGGAUAUUAUCGAAAAAUUCCCCAAUUAAUAACAUUGGACGACAACAAUGAUUCGGUUAAAAUACAAAAUGAAAAUAAAUUACAACAACCAAUAACUGAUGAUAAAACAAUUAAAGCCUCAUCAACUACCUUAGAGGAAAAUACCUCUGAAGAAAUGAUAAAUAAUUCAUCUGAUAUUCAACAUACAAAUUAUUUAUUAGAAUUACUUAAUGAUAUGUGCGUUGGUAGCACUAAUAAAAGAACUACAAGAACAAGAGUACGUCGAGGGAAAAAUUUAACAAUGAAAAAAAAAGUAAAUUAAAAAUUAAGCUGAUCAAAUGUAAAAGACAAUAAAUGAAAAUCGACAAUUUUAAACUAAUCGAAAUAAGUUCAAUUAUUAAUUAUAAAUUAAAUACAAUUUACCAUUGAUAU
Molecule: messenger RNA, 828 nt
Organism: Leptopilina boulardi
Lineage: Eukaryota; Metazoa; Arthropoda; Insecta; Hymenoptera; Figitidae
Exons: 3
Coding region: 164-718 (184 amino acids)
Source: RefSeq, a predicted model, not a curated record